Molecule: messenger RNA, 294 nt
Organism: Effrenium voratum
Lineage: Eukaryota; Dinophyceae; Suessiales; Symbiodiniaceae
Source: the annotation of a GenBank genome assembly
AUGGAGAGAACCAUGCGGCUGGCCUCGCGGCCGGCCUCGGCCUCGGGCUCCCCGCUCUCUCCGAGCCUGGCGAUGCUGGAGCGAGCUGCCCGGCUCUCCGAUGAAGCCAUGGCAGCCCAGGUGACCUCCUCCAUGGGUCGGAGUUGGAACCUGGGGGCCGUUGCGCCCGCGGAGUUGGAUGGCACAUCUUUGCGGAAGACCCGUCGAUUUGGCCGCAUUUGUUCCGCUGACCGACAGCGAGAUUGUGAAGCUGCCGCGCAUGGAGGAAGAGAACAUGCCGCGAACUUCAAGUAG